Theobroma umbraticum is the source of this 2467-nucleotide messenger RNA. Its product is annotated as ATP binding microtubule motor family protein. Lineage: Eukaryota; Viridiplantae; Streptophyta; Magnoliopsida; Malvales; Malvaceae. Gene Ontology annotation, biological process: microtubule-based movement. Gene Ontology annotation, molecular function: microtubule binding; ATP binding; microtubule motor activity. The record is from RefSeq and is a predicted model, not a curated record.
AAUCAAAUUUCAAGGAGAAAUGUCGAAUGUAACUGUCUGCGUGCGCUUCAGGCCUUUGAGCUCAAAGGAGAAAAGAGAUCACGGCGAUGACAUCUGCAUUGAAAGCUUGGACUCCGAAACCUUCACCAUCAAGGAUGAGAAGGAAGAAGGCUUUACGUUUAGCUUUGAUAAGGUGUUCUAUGAGAAAUCCAAGCAAGCUGAUGUUUAUGAGUUUCUUGUUCUACCUAUCGUUCGAGAUGCUGUCGAUGCUACAAAUGGAACAAUCAUUGUGUAUGGACAGACUGGGGCAGGGAAGACAUACAGUAUGGAGGGACCAAACAUCUUGGAAUCUGAUGAACAGAAGAAAGGGAUACUUCCAAGAGUAGUAGAUGGAUUGUUUGCAUGUAUUAGAUCUUCUGAUGAGUCGGUCAAGUACACAAUCAAGUUGUCAGUGGUAGAGAUCUAUAUGGAGAAAGUCAGGGACCUUUUUGAUUUGUCAAAGGACAAUAUUCAGAUUAAGGAGAGUAGAACACAGGGAAUAUUGUUAUCUGGAGCAACAGAGAUCUCUCUGUUGGACCCUGCCGAAGCAUUACAAAGCCUAUCUAGUGGGAUAGCUAACAGAGCAAUUGGAGAGACCCAAAUGAACAUGGCAAGCAGCAGGAGUCAUUGUGUUUACAUGUUUACGCUCAACCAAGAAUCAACUACUGAGAACAGGGUGAAAUCUGGAAAAUUAAUUCUUGUGGACCUGGCGGGGUCAGAGAAAGUAGAAAAAACUGGGGCUGAAGGAAGAGUUCUUGAAGAAGCCAAAACCAUCAAUAAGUCCCUCUCAGCAUUAGGUAACGUGAUAAAUGCACUGACAUGUGGUUCACCAGCCAAAGCAAACCAUAUCCCUUAUCGUGAUUCCAAGCUCACUCGAAUCUUGCAAGAUGCUCUUGGGGGAAGCUCCCGCACUGCAUUACUUUGUUGUUGCUCACCAAGUUCUUUAAAUGCAUCAGAAAGCCUGUCUACUCUUCGUUUUGGUGCAAGGGCAAAGCAUAUAAAGGCCUCAGCACUUGUUAAGGGCAAUGAAGAGAAAUAUCUUAAGAAGAAUGGAGCUUGUUCUGCAACUAGAGAUGAGUCGUUUGAUAUAAUUCUAAAAAAGAUGAGUGAGAGACUCGAUGCUGAAGAUGUGGAGUUGCUUGAGGAAUUAUUCAUUCAGGCAGGACUAUUUGUCGAUUUUGGUUCAACAGAAGACUUGGAAUCAGCCUAUCAAGAUGUUGCUCAACAAACCAUUUCUUCGUUAAUUCAAGCUGUGGAAGACCUCAAAUUUACUGUUGAGAUGCUUCAGGGAGAGAACAAGGCUCUCAAGGAAAGAUUUGCAGCUGCUGAACAGUUUGAUGCUUUGCGUGGAGAAAAUGCAGGUUUUCUUCAUAAGAUUCUAGGCUUUCUCGGCUCCUUUUUUUCCAAGGAGUUGUAUGAUUUAGCUAUUAGCAUCUAGGACUUACUUAAGAACCGAUACGUGAACCCUUUUCCUUGGUCGCUGAUUUCUUGGGUUGUAAGUUUUUGGUAUAACAGCAUCAGGAUUUAAUGCCAUACUUCAUAUCCUAUGCUAAAACUUCUCGUAGGAUCCUAAUGCGCUUGUGGAUUGCAUUAUAAGACAAUUUCACUGCCUAUAUUAAGUACAAUUAUUGCAUGUGUACGACGACUGAUGGGCAUUGCAUACUAAAAUCUUACUGUUGCUCCAUUAGUUGUUGAAAUUGAAUUGUCAUGCUAAUAUGCUAUUGAAUUGGUGCGUCUCUAUACAGAAUAAUUCAUUUCUGCAUGGUUCUCUAUGGCUGCGUUGGAACUCCUGGCAGGGGCUAAGAUAAGUGAAAUCCUCCUCUUGGAAUUCCUGUGAUAAGAUAAGAUCACGACCCGCGAAAUCAUAGCUGCUGUGAAACUCCCAACAUUUUGUUUUGAGUCAGCCAACGGGGCCCAGCUUUGAAAGGUGUGAAGAAGGCCCACGGUGGGGGUUAAAGUUGUCAAAAGGUUUUUCAAUAUCUGUCGAAUUGUGCAAUGGGUGAUGUUGUUUGGGUUGGUAAGUCUCGGGCUAGAUGGUCGUGUACAUCUUCGAGAGGGAAAAAGAACUCGGCAAACCCGUGGAACAAAUCUGGGGUCCCACCUUUUUUGUAAGAGGGUAUGAGAGGAGGAUGACCCCUCGAUUGCCCCAAAAGCAAAACAAAGUUGUUUUGCUGAUCAAGAAUAUUGGAGCUAGAGAUACAAGAAAAGUAAUGGAGUACAAACGUGGAUAAAACAGGGAGUCCAAGUAAAAAUGCUUUAUGCCACCCGUGGAAGGGAAAUUCAUCACUUUUGCUUGCAGAAUGGUGCUCAUUCCCUGCCACAUGCUUUCCCCAAAACAACCUCAGGAUUCUCAUGCUUUGCACUGAAAUUAAAAUUAUAGUCUUAAAGCACAAUUAGCCCAAUACUUUGUAUGUUUCCAAGUGCUCACGGGGGUCUGUUUUAGGACAAU